UACUAUAGCAUUGUGUGCAAGCCUCCAUAAAACCACAACAUUAAGGGAAAGGAGAGACGGGGACGCGGGAGGAACCAGUGUCCUGUCAGCUGGGCACUUUUAGCAUCGUUAUUAGCAACGAUACACAGAAUUAUUAAACAAUGGCCAACACUGCCCGGAGAGCAGACACAAGAAACCGACAGGAGAUGUGUCUGAAGGAGACAUGUUUCAAAGCUGUCCGGAAACAUUUUGCUGUCCUGGGCAUUGAGGCUGUUCUUGGGCUGCAGUGGAGUCUGAACAAAUGACAACUCUCUCAGGCCUCACCUCUUCUAUCCAUUGUAACCCUAAAAUAAUAGCAACCAUGUCUGCUGGAUAUACAGAAGCUUCAGGUCCACAUUGGGCAUAGGAAAUAUCCACGGAGGAACAUUAUCCCAUACAGUAAUUGAUCUUCCAACGCCUCUCGUUAAGGAUCUUCUUCCUCAUCUGACUGUAUGUCAACUGGAUGAGCUACAGCCUGCCCUAAAUCAGAGAGGGAUAUCGACUCACUCAGGAUGGGUUGGAGUUCUACAGGACAUGUGUGGACCUAACCAUGUAAUAGACUUGAACACAGAAGAAGAGGCCAAACACGAAGUUAUGAGAAUGCUUUUUACGCUGGUAUUCUACGGCUUCACAAACCCCUUCGUCAAAAGAAACAUCACAAAUUUAAGCAGCCCAUCCUUCCUGUGGGCUGCAGCUAAAUGUAUCAAACAUUUUUUACUCACUACAAGCAUGCAUAAGCCCCUUCAAAGUUUAACUGCUGAGCAUCGGCCUCUUCUGAACCUCUUAGAGAAGCGGAUCAGGAGUGUUGGUGUUUCGCAGUCCAUUGAUCUAUCAAAGAGGAAGACACAAACUGCUUUGUAUGUCCUCCAUCGCCUGCUCGAUCACGGGGUGGCUAAAGAACUCAUCGUACAUGUGCAGUGUCCUAUUGGGCUGGCCUGGCUCCUACAUGGGCGGGGUUCUCAUUAUGUAAAUCCUGAGCUGAAGAACCUAAUGCAAAGUAGGGCAGACUGUGUUACACAAGCCACUUCAGCCAGAAUAGGUGGAGCCAGUUUGAGUCCAGGUUAUGGGACCAGGGCUUCAGAAGAUCAAGAUGAAGUCACUCCAUGCAAACGCUCAAAGCUGGAUCCUGUGUCUGUGGAGGAGGAGGAAUGUGGAAAAGCAAACUUUACUGUGGACCCGCAGCUUCUUUGCCAAACCUUCACUCCAUGUGAUGGUCCCUCAGCAGGGGCUUGUCCAUGGGGCCAGAUUAAUUGUCUGGAGAUCAGGCAGUGUGGGUCUGACUCCCUGAGAGUGCUGAACUUCGCCCUGCCCACAUUUUUCUGCCUUCGCUCUCUAAGUCUUCACAGCUUUUCGACCUUCAGGGACUUGGAUGUGUUGGGCCUGGCCAGAGCCCUGAAGCAGCUGUCUGAGAGCUCCCGCAGCUCCCUCACCGAUCUGAGCAUCAGCGCCCUGCCGUACACCCAGCUCAUGGAGAUUCUGCUGGAUGCAGUCCCACAUGUGACGUCCCUGCAUGUAGAGAUCCAGGCUGUGAUGUGGGGUCCACGCUUCUCACCACAUCAUCCCAGGACUGCUGAGGCAGACAUGCCAGCAGAGCUGCCCCUGGAGAAGCUGACCGUCAAGGUAGCUGAGCUCCAAACAGAUCUGCACUUUAUCACAUCUGUGCUGAGACGCUCUCCACGUCUGACCUCACUUCACGUAGCUGGGAUGAGAUUACCAACUGGCUCCUCUCAAAGCCAACUGCUCACCACUCUAUCAGAGUCUAAUCACUUCUUGAGGAGUCUGAACUUGGAGGACUUGAAGCUGUCUGAUUGUCUCCCUGAGAUCCUAAAUCUGCUGAGAGACUGCAAGUUGGAAGAACUACGCUUUAGCGACUGCCGCCUUCUUGAGAAGUCGAGCGACAAAGAGGAGAGUUUGCAGCAGCUGGUGGCUGCUCUGAAGACGCUGCCUUCUCUCCACACACUUGGCCUUGCUCAGAAUCGGCUAGCCAAGAACGUGUGCGUGCUGGCAGAGCUGUUCUCAGGAUCUUCACCAAGCUCUGUGAAACGACUGGACAUCAGCUCCAACUUCAUUCAGCCUGCUGAGCUGCUGGAGUUUGCUAAGAGUUUGAGGACACAUUGUCCCCCACAACGAUUGACCCUUGACCUCAGGAAAAACCCAGGGGAUCGAGACUCCGACACGUGGAGCACUGCACUGAAGAGGCUCCGUCCAUUCUGUGUUCUACUGGUGGAAGGAUGGAAAUCCACCGAAUCGAUGGCUGACCACAUCAGCAACAUGUGAACAAAGCUAGAGCAACAUCUAUAGAAGUAGAAAGCACUCCCUGUAGGAGUGAGCAGUGGCUGGAAAAAGCUCUUGAUGCAUAAUUGGUCGUUUUCUUGUAAGAGAAGAGUGACUGUGGUACGUUUAGUUCAGUUCAGAGAGUUCCAAAGGUUCCAGCAACAACUUUUCACUGUUCAAGAAAACCCUCAGAACAUCAUAGAAACCACGCUAGAAGCACGAGUGCUUGAAGCUGGAGGAGUGGCUUCAUAAGUUCUCAUAGACACUGACAUUUAGUUUCUGUCAGAAUUCCAGUUACGGUAGAACAUCCAUCAUUUAGCUUUGUAAUGAGAUGGGACACAUUUCAUCACUUCUACGCAUGUUCCAUUUAUUAAAUGUAGCGUUUCAUUUGUUCUUGUGUCCGAGCGCACAGCGGCACAGUUGAAAGUAAAAGAGCAUCCCCUGUUUCUUUGACAUAUGAAUCAUUUAUUAAGCCAACGUCCGUUACACUUCCAGAGUAUGAGUGACAGUGGACAUUAAAAUACAACUGAAAAACCUGGAGGAUUGACACUGAGGGGAGGAGCAGUUUCACAGCAGCCGGCUCACACCUUCUCUUCAUCGUCACGUUCCUCAAACAGCAUCAACACGACUACCAACUCAUCAUUAGUAGGAACUGAGUAGAAAAACGCAUUAAAAAGAGCUUCAUCUUUUUCAUAGUGGGUUUUUUAAAGCUAAAUACACUUAGUUUCAGUACAGUCAGUUGGUUGUCCUUGUAUAUUCUCAUAUUUUAGUAAAUCCAAGUUGAAGAGAGUGAAGACCCUAUGUCUACAUGCUAAAAGGUUGAUUUUCCAGGUCUGUCUACAGCCAUCUCUUGCAGAAAACAAAGACACUCUCACAGACACACCACAUACACACCAUGGCCUGGUUAUGUCAAGGCUUCUCACUAAGUGGUUUUACAGGAAAUAAAAUGCAAACGUUUGGCUGUAUUCAUCACC
Micropterus salmoides (largemouth bass) is the source of this 3266-nucleotide messenger RNA. It is a transcript of the gene lrrc41, whose product is annotated as leucine rich repeat containing 41. Lineage: Eukaryota; Metazoa; Chordata; Actinopteri; Centrarchiformes; Centrarchidae. The transcript has 12 exons. The record is from RefSeq and is a predicted model, not a curated record. The coding region runs from base 553 to 2295 and encodes 580 amino acids.